Messenger RNA from Nothobranchius furzeri (turquoise killifish), 3592 nucleotides. RefSeq names its product glycoprotein M6Bb (gene gpm6bb). NCBI's taxonomy places the organism in Eukaryota, Metazoa, Chordata, Actinopteri, Cyprinodontiformes, Nothobranchiidae. The record is from RefSeq and is a predicted model, not a curated record. Gene Ontology annotation, cellular component: plasma membrane. Gene Ontology annotation, biological process: neuron projection development.
CUCCGUUGUGACGUCACCACGCUGCCGCCGUAGGGACGCAGUGAGUCGGAGCAGCGCUCAGUCCAGUCAGUGUGCGUCCCGGUCCGUGAGUAGUUUGGAGCUCAACUUUCUGCUCGUCUCUCUGAUCCGUGCGCGGUGAGAAACCUCCACGAUGGGUUGCUUUGAGUGCUGCAUCAAGUGUUUAGGUGGAGUACCCUACGCAUCGCUGGUUGCUACAAUCCUCUGCUUCUCUGGCGUUGCCUUGUUCUGUGGGUGUGGUCAUGUGGCUCUCACUGGCACCGAGAGCAUCCUGGAAACCCACUUCUCCAAGGUCACAACUGACCAUGCCAUGCUCACCACUGUAAUACAGCUGAUGCAGUAUGUCAUCUAUGGCAUUGCUUCGUUUUUCUUCCUGUAUGGGAUCAUUCUGCUCGCUGAGGGCUUCUACACAACCAGCGCCGUCAAGGAGUUGCACAGCGAGUUCAAGACCACCAUCUGUGGACGCUGCAUCAGUGGAAUGUUUGUGUUCCUGACAUACAUCCUGGGCGUGGCCUGGCUCGGUGUGUUCGGCUUCUCUGCGGUGCCCGUCUUCCUCUUCUAUAACAUGUGGUCUACCUGCAACGCCAUGAAAUCUCCGACGAUCAACAUCACAAACAUCGACUCCAUCUGCGUUGAUGUGCGCCAGUACGGAAUCAUCCCAUGGAACGCCACACCAGGGAAGGCCUGUGGCGCUACGCUUGGUGACAUCUGCAGCUCCAGUGAUUUCUACCUGUCUUAUCACCUGUACAUCGUAGCCUGUGCUGGUGCAGGAGCCACAGUGAUCGCUCUCAUCCACUUCCUCAUGAUUCUCGCAGCAAACUGGGCGUACCUUAAGGAUGCCAGUCAAAUGCAUGCCUACCAAGACAUCAAAAUGAAGGAAGAGCGGGAGCUGCGGGACAUCACCUCACACUCAAAGGAAUGCCUCAAUUCCUACACAUAAAGGAUGAUACACACUGAAGACCAACACACACACACACACACACACACACAUACACAUAGGGACAUGCAUACACUGUGGACUCUGCUAAAAUAACCUGCCUACUGCAUACACUGUGCAGAACUAACCCAACUCCUAACAAACUAAUGCACAAGUGCUGCUUCCUGCACCAGCUUUCACCACUGCUAAAUUAACAUUUUCUGUUUUGUAGAGAAACGUGACUUUUGAUAUUCAUGCUGUUACUGUUUUGCUUUUCUAACCCUUUCUAUAACCAGUUUGCUGGUGAAUGCUGAGAUGUUGCACUAUGCUUAUUCAGUGUAGUCUGUUUUGCUUUGUCUUUGUUUCUGAUUGUCUGUGGUCAGGUUUCAACCAGAGGCCAUUUUCUCUAAUAAAAAUGCAAAAGGAAGCCCUUACAUCUAAUCCUAGUUGGUUUGUCUCAGUCUGCUGACACAAGACUAAUGCGAUUAUGUUGUAUUUUUACAUAAAACAUUUAGAGCAGUGUUUUGUGCAAAAAAAUUGCUUCAUGAUUGGCCUCAGUUUGGAGAAAUAUAGAUUGUUAUACAGGACUGAUGAGCUAAUGGCUAGUUUGAUUUUUUAUGUUUUGCUCUUUUGAAAAUGGAUGUCAUAAAUCUCAUAGGUCUUUGUUUUUUUCAAAAAUGUAGCACUUCAGUGCAUCUGCAAAAUGGGAGUGUAAAUGUUUCCACAAUGUUGAGUAAAAAUAUUUAAUGUAGGUGAUUUGAGCAGUUUCAAGCUAGCAGUAACAGUCUUGAGCUCAGACUAGCAGUUAGCUCAUCAGUCUUGAAGGGCUUAAAGCUGCAACGACAAAUCUGAAAAACAAGCUUUUAAACACAAACAUGGCCAAUGGGACUAGCGAGAGUUCCAUGACCAUCAUCCUUAGAUUACAUCCAUCUGAACAUGCGUUGCCAAGGAAACGACAUGGUGCUAAACACCAGUUGCAGUUUUCUAGAUCCAAACGUCUUUUGUUGUCCAUGACUUAAUUGUGCUUUUCUUUUUGGGACUCUGGUAGUUUGCUCCAAGAUAAAUGACCCGCACUUGUAUAGCGCCUCUCAGAGUAAGGACUCCAAAGCGCUUUACACUAGUGUAUCAUUCAUCCAUUCACACACUGAUGUGUGGUAGUUUGAAGUGGUAGAAGCUGGCUGUUCCUCCUCCACUGAUAAUAUUGAACCUCUCAUACCAGUGGUAUUCUGUUGUUAAAUGCGGGAGUGGAAUGAAAGGGGGACCCAGGUAAAUACCGAAGUGCGGUGGUUUGGUGAAAAAGAACACCAGAUGGUCCAAUUGUUGGCUUCGGACCGGUUUUUAGACGGUUUUAUUUUCUUUUAAAUCUCCACAAUAUAUUUAUAGCUAUAUUAUAUAAACAUUAAGAGGCAUGAAAAAUAUUUUAAGCUAGCUUGUUUUGCAGGUUUGCCAUUGUAGCUUAAUCUGUUUCUCAGAACUUGUUCAGGAAGUGAUCUACAGUCAGUUAGAUGGAAAUUAUUUUACUUUCACACAAAAACAUUGUUGAAAAUGGCAGAAAGAUUAAUCAUUACAAAUUGGUUAAAAAUGUAACUGUUAAGCUAAUAUUAGUGUUUAAUUGGUUUCAGACUAUUUUUAUUGUACAGCUAAUGAAAUUAAAACAUUAAUGGCCUACAUUAACUCUACCUCAGGUUUGCAUUAGAACUUAAGGACAAGGUCUCUCUCUCUCUCUCUCUCUCUCACACACACACACACACUUUAUUCUUGCAAAACAAUAUAAACUUCUCAAAAAAAAUUUCCUUAAAUCUGUCACAGCUUCCUAGGAAGAUUAAGACUACAGUAUCUGAUGCUCUUCCAUUUUUAUUUUAGUGAGAAAGGGGAAAAAAGGGUGUGUGACAGCUUUCCUGUGAAAAGAAGCUGAAGAUGGAUUGUUACUGUAAAUAACAAUUUUGGUAUUGUAAUAUGUGUAUUUCUAUGAAAAUUUAGAUUCCUUUCAAAGAAUACAUAAUCAUGUCCCGUUGCUUUUGACACUAGUUUUAGUUUGAAGCCGUGUAAAUACAAAUUCUAGCAAUUUAAAGCUACUUAUUCCUGAUUUAUUUAAAUAGCUUUUGUUUCAUUAUUUGUUUUUUUACAUUAUUACUCAGUAUUCACUAUUUCUGUUAUUUGGGUUACAUGUACAGUUGUAGGGAGUGUUUGACCCUUUUCUUUAAAAAAUAACUGAAUUAGGAUGAAUAACUUUUAUAUAGCUAGUAGUUAUCAGUGUUUGUAAUCGAGUUUUUAAAAGCAUUUGUAGUUUUUUCUAUGAUGUAAAGGGCUUCCUCUUGAUUUCCAGGUGACGUUUAUAACAACCUCAAGAAUCAGUGAUUUUAAACUUUCUAUGUAGCCAAAGUCUUAAGUCCCAGUGAGGUUUGAUGAGAUAAAUACAACAUUUCCACUUUUUAAUGUGGGACAGGCAUUCAGGGGCAGAAUUACAGACAUGCAUGAAGAUUGUGUCGUCUAGGUAUUUUUUUGCCUUUUGAAUGAACCAAAAAGGAAACGCUGUCCAUCAAUCACCAGGAAGACGACCAACAACAACCAUGUCUGGCUGGAAACACUUUCACGCAACUGUACUGUCAUGAUUACUUUUAUUCUUUUUUUUUUUUAUAAAUGAAAAACAAAAACUGA